AUGCAAGUUCUGUGCCGGAGCGCAGUGAUCGCGGGGUUCCCGGGCGGGCAGGUGGGUCUCGCCCGGCUCCGUGCGGAGGGCUCGGCCUGGAAUUCUUCCGAGAGCCACAAUUGUGCCAAAAGCAUCUUGACCUCAGACAGGCUGCAGAUAGUCGUGACCCUGUCGGAGUUCUUUAACGAAACCUGGGAGGCAGCCAACUGUGCAAAUUGUUUAAUGAACAGCAGUGAGGGAUUAACAAAUUCUACUGUAGAAUUCCUGGAUUUAUUCAAUAAAUCUCUGACAUGUUUUGAACAUAACCUUCAGGGACAAAACAUCUAUCUGCCACCAAAUAACUAUACAGAAGUAUGUAAAAACUGCAACGAAACCUACAGAAUGUUGAAUGACCUGUAUAACAACUUACAAAGGAUGAACAGGCAAGGUGGAGAGUCUGGGCACGCCGCCCACUUGUGUAUCGACGUGGAAGACGCGAUGAACAUCACUCGGAAGCUUUGGAGCAGGACUUUCAACUGUUCGGUUCCCUGCAGUGACACAGUCCCCGUGAUUGCAGUUUCAUCCUUCAUUCUCUUCCUACCUAUCGUUUUUUAUCUCAGUAGCUUCCUUCACUCCAAGCAGAAGAAGCGGAUACUCAUUUUGCCCAAGCGCAUCCAGUCAAAUGCCAGUCUUGUGAACAUCCAAGAAAAAUACAGCUGAGCUGCAAAACAAAACCUGAGAACUGCUGCUGGUAUACAGUGGGUACAAUUGUGUUGGAAUGAGGCCGGCACAAAAGAGGAGUUAAUUAUGGUUUAGUGUAAUGAUACAGAGCAACACAAGUUAAACAAAAUGCUGUCUGACUUCUAAGCGAGGAUAUUAACAAACAUGACAAGGCAGGGCUGUGUGACACUGUAUGGACUCUGGUUCUGAAAAAUCUGUGGGUUUUUUUCAGUCUCA
Eurypyga helias (sunbittern) is the source of this 927-nucleotide messenger RNA. RefSeq names its product osteopetrosis associated transmembrane protein 1 (gene OSTM1). The coding region runs from base 1 to 690 and encodes 229 amino acids. Lineage: Eukaryota; Metazoa; Chordata; Aves; Eurypygiformes; Eurypygidae. The transcript has 6 exons. Gene Ontology annotation, cellular component: cytosol. The record is from RefSeq and is a predicted model, not a curated record.